Messenger RNA from Vicia faba (fava bean), 2790 nucleotides. The record is from the annotation of a GenBank genome assembly. NCBI's taxonomy places the organism in Eukaryota, Viridiplantae, Streptophyta, Magnoliopsida, Fabales, Fabaceae.
AUGCAAGUUUCUUCCUCAUCAAUCAACCCAUGCUUCGCAACACUCACUUCCAACCGCCACCACCGCAUUCACCGUCCCACCACCACCGCAUACUCCCCACCUUCCACCUCACGUCAUCUCUCCUUCCAUCUAUCUCAGAGAGCCACCUCUUCUUCCUUCACUUCACGCACACCAAAAAAAACCAGAACAAGAAAAAAACCACUCACCAUAACCUCCUUACUCGAACGUUUCACAGAAAGAUCAAUAAAAGUCCUAGCCUACGCUCUAAAAGAAGCCGCUGCUUUCAAGAGCAACUUCGUUUUCGCGCAGCACGUCAUGCUUGGUCUCAUAGCUGAAGCUGCAGAGAAUCCUUCUGAAACCGGUUUUCUUGGUUUUGAUAUCAUCACUCUUGACAAAGCUCGUGACGCUGUUCGUGUUCUGAAUGAACCCAUGAAUUACGUUGAUGAGGAUGGUGUGUAUGUUUAUGAAGAUAAACCUGUUCCGUUUAGUUUUGGCACGAAGCAUGUGCUUACUUCUGCUGUUGAGUAUUCCAAAUCUUUGAACCAUAACUUUGUUGAUCCUGAACAUAUUUACGUUGCUUUGGUUAAGUUUGAUGAUGGAAGUUCUGCUAGGAUUUUGAAUAGGCUCGGGGCAAACCCACAUCAGUUGGCAGCUGUGGCGUAUUCCAGGUUAGAAAAAGAGCUUGCUAGAGAUGGUAGAAAGCCAGGUGUGCUGUCCAAUGGGGUGCACAAAAAAUCUAUCUCAGAAAAGCAUUCUGAUGCAGAGAAGAGUGCUCUAUCACAAUUCUGUGUGGAUCUCACCUCCCGCGCAAGGUUAGGAUUAAUUGAUCCAGUUAUUGGCCGAGAAGUUGAAAUUCAGAGAAUGAUUCAAAUACUAUGCCGAAAGAAAAAAAGUAAUCCCAUUCUUCUGGGUGAAGCUGGAGUUGGAAAAACAGCUAUUGCGGAGGGACUGGCAAAUAGUAUUUCUCGAGGAGAUGUUGCUCCCUCUCUAUUGAAAAAACGUGUCAUGUCCUUGGAUGUAGCACUAUUAAUGGCUGGGGCUAAAGAGAGAGGAGAGCUAGAGGACCGUGUUACCAAAUUAAUAAAAGACAUAAUAAAUUCAGGUGAUGUCAUUCUUUUCAUUGACGAAGUUCACACACUAGUUCAAUCAGGAACAGCUGAGAGGGGAAGUAAGGGUUCUGGCUUUAACAUUGCCAAUUUGCUUAAACCUUCUCUUGUAAUGGGUCUAUUUCAGUGUAUUGCAUCUACCACCAUGGAUGAAUACAGGCUUCAUUUUGAAAAGGAUAAGGCUUUGGCACGACGGUUUCAACCUGUUUGGAUCAAUGAGCCAAGUGAGGAUGAUGCAAUUAACAUACUCAUGGGUAUACGUGAUAAAUUCGAGGAACAUCACAAAUGCAUAUAUACGGAAGAUGCCAUAAAGGCUGCAGUUCAUUUGUCAGCAAGAUACAUAGCUGAUAGGUAUCUACCUGAUAAAGCUAUUGACCUCAUAGACGAAGCCGGAAGUAAAGCUUCUAUUGAAGCCUUUAAGAUGAAAAAAGAACGUAACUGUUACUUACUUUCUAAAAACCCAGAAGUUUAUUGGGGAGAAAUUAGAACGGUUCAGUCCAUGCUUAAAAUGGUUCAGGAGAGCAAGCUAAAAUAUUAUGCCACAUCUGGCAUUGGGGAUAGCAAUGAACUCAUACUGGACUCUUAUUUAACUUCUGCAGUAUUUGAUAAUGAGCGUAUAGAAGUUAGGCCAGAUCAUAUAGCAGCAGUUGCUUCCCUCUGGUCAGGAAUUCCAGUUCAGCAGCUCACUGCUGAUGAAAGUAGUCUUCUGUUGGAUCUUGAUAAUAAACUUCGGGAACGGGUGAUUGGACAAGAGGAGGCUGUUUCUGCCAUUUCUAGAGCUAUGAAGAGAUGCCGGGUUGGCCUUAAGGAUCCCGGUAGACCCAUAGCAACUUUGCUAUUCUGUGGCCCAACUGGUGUUGGGAAAACUGAACUUGCAAAAUCUUUGGCGGCAUGCUAUUUUGGAUCAGAGAGGAACAUGAUACGGUUAGACAUGAGUGAAUAUAUGGAACGCCAUUCAGUGAGCAAGUUGAUAGGAUCUUCCCCAGGUUAUGUUGGUUAUGGAGAAGGAGGCAUUUUAACAGAAGCUAUUAGAAGAAACCCAUUUACAGUGUUAUUGUUUGAUGAAAUAGAGAAAGCUCAUUCAGAUAUAUUCAAUAUUCUUCUUCAAUUAAUGGAGGACGGCCAUCUUACUGAUUCUCAGGGUCGGAGAGUUUCGUUUAAAAAUGCGUUGGUGGUGAUGACUUCAAAUGUGGGAUCUAGUGCCAUUUCUAAGGGUCGACAAAAUUCUAUAGGUUUCUUGUUUUCAGAUGACAAAUCAACAUCAUUUAAUGGAUUGAAAUCGAUGGUAAUGGAAGAACUGAGGGCGUACUUUCGUCCAGAACUGCUCAACAGGAUAGAUGAAGUGGUCGUGUUUCAUCCUCUUGAAAAGCCGCAGUUACUCAAAAUAUUGGAUUCUCUGUUGCGAGACUUGAAGAAACAGGUAAAGUCCAACGGAAUCGAUAUAGAGGUGUCUGAAUCAGUGAAGGAGCUUGUCUGCAAAGAAGGCUAUAACCCAACAUAUGGUGCUAGGCCUCUCAGGAGGGCCAUUGCAGAUUUAAUUGUAAACCCAUUGACUGAAGCAUUGCUUGCUAAAAAGUGCAAGGAAGGUGACACUGUCUUCAUUGAUUUGGAUGCCAAUGGUAAGAGCGUUGUUAUAAAUCAGCUUGGUCAAACAGUCAACUUGUCUGACACAAGUCAUUCCUGA